Molecule: messenger RNA, 3403 nt
Organism: Xenopus laevis (African clawed frog)
Lineage: Eukaryota; Metazoa; Chordata; Amphibia; Anura; Pipidae
Gene: sgms1.L
Product: sphingomyelin synthase 1 L homeolog
Exons: 9
Coding region: 804-2066 (420 amino acids)
Biological process (GO): sphingomyelin biosynthetic process; ceramide biosynthetic process
Cellular component (GO): plasma membrane; endoplasmic reticulum membrane; Golgi membrane
Molecular function (GO): sphingomyelin synthase activity; phosphotransferase activity, for other substituted phosphate groups; ceramide cholinephosphotransferase activity
Source: RefSeq, a predicted model, not a curated record
CCACAGGGCGGCUACGUGUUGCGUCACUGCGCGUUACGUGUAGUGGUGACGCCAGUCCCGCCUGCUGAGGUUUGUGGCGUUCGGAUUUUUCUUUGAAGACAGGAGGCUGCAGGUAACAGUUGUGCGGGAGCUGUAAGUAGCGGGAGUGUUGGGCUGUGUGGAAGUCGUGUGAGGGAACGAGCGUGCAGAAGCUCUAGCCACCGCCAUCCAUCCCGAAGUCUGCAGCUCACUCACAGCAGGGGCCCCUAAUACAAGAUGUAGCAGCUCUAACCAAACGCCCCCGUGACUUUCACAAGAUACUUCAGGGCAGUUGAUCUCCGCAGGGAAGAAGCAGAAGUCGUAGUUUGGGAGUAUAAGGAAGAUCAGAGCCCGGAGCUCAGGAUGAUCCUGUAUCAAGAGAAGACGAGAACGUGUGAGGCUUAUUGAGGCCCUCUGAUAUUCAUAUUCCCAUCUCUUAUUCAAACCUCUGACUGGUUGCUAGGGUAAAUACGACUCUAGCUACCAGAUAGCGGCUCAAAUUCCAAAUGGAAAACUGCUGAACAAACAACUGAAUAACUGAAAACCCAUAUAAAAGAAAGACCAAUAGCCAACAUGUUAUUCACCAACCCAUUGACAUCAAAGCAGACUCGGCAGUGUAUUCUGUGCAUCAGCCGAUGGAGUCACAUGUGGACAUGGAGUGUUAAGUUUGCUGUCUGUCGUCAUUGACUAACUUACGUGCUACCCCAAAGGGCACCAUGGAAAAGCUAAGGAUAGGCUUGCUGGCUUGCGGUCUCCACCACUGCGUUGCCGUGGAGGAUAAGUAAAUGGGAUCUUACCCUGACUUGAACAUGAAUCCGGUAAUCUUCUGGUCACCAAACGAGGUGGCCAACUGGCUCACAGAAAGGGGACUACAGGAAUAUUCCGAUACCUUAAAAUCUCUAUCUGGCCAGGGCUUGCUCAUGCUCAAAGAAGAUGACUUCAAGAAGCCACCCUUAUCACUAGUGUCUUCGGACAACGGCCGGCAUUUGCUGGAGUUGAUAGAAAUUUUAAAAAUAGAGCACCAUAUAGAGGAGCACAAGAACGGCCAUGCCAAUGGGCACCUCGGCAACAACAAAGCUCACCCAGUCGGCAAUUAUGGCUUUGCCAAAAAGAAUGGGAUUCCCAAUGGGUUUAGCAAAGAAAUGAUCCAAAUUCCCUUGCCGGAACCAGAGCGUAACCAGCCUUUUCCUGAUGAAUGGGGCAAGACCUUCAUUGCCUUCCUCUAUGCACUUUUCUGUUUCAUUCUCACCACGGUGAUGAUCUCCGUCGUCCAUGAACGAGUGCCUUCCAAAACAAAGGAAGCUCCACUGCCGGAUGUAUUUUUUGAUUAUUUUGACAGGGUGCAGUGGGCUUUUUCCAUAUGUGAAAUUAAUGGGAUGGUUCUUGUGGCCUUCUGGUUGUGCCAGUGGAUAUUGCUAAAACACAAAUCUAUCAUUAGUCGGAGAUUUUUUUGUAUAGUGGGUACUCUGUACCUGUAUCGCUGUAUAACGAUGUAUGUAACCACGCUACCUGUUCCUGGGAUGCAUUUCAAUUGCUCUCCUAAGCUAUUUGGCAACUUGGAGGCACAGACCCGGAGGAUACUGAAGAUGAUUGCAGGCGGGGGCCUCUCCAUCACAGGAUCUCACACGUUGUGUGGGGACUAUUUAUACAGCGGCCACACCGUCAUGUUAACACUAACCUACAUGUUCAUCAAAGAGUAUUCAUCACCGCGUCUCUGGCUGUAUCACUGGAUGUGCUGGUUCCUGAGCUGCGUGGGAAUCUUCUGCAUCUUACUGGCUCAUGAUCACUACACCGUGGACGUAGUCGUGGCCUAUUACAUCACGUCCAGAAGCUUCUGGUGGUAUCACACCAUGGCCAACCAACAAGUGCUAAAAGAGGAGAGCUCUGCAAACCUCCUGUCCCGGGUAUGGUGGUACAAGCCGUUCCAGUACUUUGAGAGGAAUAUUGAAGGUACGGUGCCGUACUCCCUGCAGUGGCCCAUAACUUCAUAUCUACAGCGUCUCUGCAUGAAGCGGCACAAGUACAGCCGACUAGUCAAUCAAUUGUAGUGGCCAAAGGAGGCCUGUGAGACGAUGCCAGACUCUUAGCAGCCGCCUCACCUUUACUUGAUCAGCACUGUGAUAUUUCUCCUCUCCAAAGGACCCAAGUGGAACCAAGAAUUUAAUUUAUCAUUUACUGUUUUCCCUUCCCUGCAGGAGAAUGACCUGCCCAUAGCCAUGUGGUGCAGGAAGGGACCUCGUUCUUCUAAUUAUUAUUAUUAUUAUAUGCUUUUAUACCCUUCUGCUUUCUCUUUUCCAGCCACGCCUGGGAAUGAAACAUUAUUUUCUUGGGAAAACAUACUUUAAUAUCACACGCCCCGAAUACAGGGCCCUAAGCCAUUUUCUAAGCGGGACUGAAGCCAGAGGUGUGUUUGGAGGUGGUGCAGGCAGGGAGACCACCCUAGGAUAGAGUCCUGCGCGGGUCCAUUUUUUGGAACCCAUAUCCAACCCGUACCCGCAACCCGGACCCACAACGCACAAUCCUACCCGCUUCGACCCGCUACCCGACCCGCAACCCGCUGCAGGCCUCUACCCUAGGACCCCAGGCACUGCAGUAUAUUCUAUUGCACCCUGCUCUUUUAUCUCUAUUCAGAACGGGGCUGCAACAGUAACACUUUAUAUCAGUCUAUUGCUCCAGUACAGUUCCCAGCAUGCACUAUGGCUGUGCCAGAAAUUGUACUAGAGAACCCCCAUGUUGCACAAGUCCCUGCACCAGGUAUUUUUGACUCCCCAAAGCCUCACUACCAAUGACAACAACCCUGGUUCCAGCUGCCAUUCAUUGUUCAAUCACAUUUUAUUGUCGUCAACUGCCAGAAAUGUUCCCAAUCCCCCACCUAUUUAUUCCUCCUGGGGCUCAGUCGCCCCUUCCCUCUCCCCCAUCGCAGAACAAAAAGUGUCGGUUUGGUUAAAAAGAAAAAAAGAGGGUUUUUUUUGUAAAAUCUUUCACAAAGUCCCAGAACUCUGUGUUGUACAACGAUUUUUUCUAAGGAUUUCCUACCUUUAUUUUUCAGAUAAAAAUGAUGUGUAUAAUCCACGACCUUUAAAGAUUUCUAUGUCAGAGAGAAAAAAAAAACAAGAUCCGAUCGGAGGAUAUUUGUAACUGUUUCUAGUGCCUUUCUCGUCUCGAUUGUAUGGUCAGUAGGCAGUCUUACAGAUUUUAAAGUAUUCUAUCACACAGUUAAAGAUAUAUAUAUAUAUAUAUAUAUAUAUAUGUACAGAGAGAUCUUAUUGCGUCUAUUUGUAAACCCCAUUUGUCCCUUUGCACCUGGAUCCCCCACCCCCAUGUUUAUAAACAAAGGGUUUUUUUUUUUGUUUUUUUUUUUAAAUUCUUACAUUUUUUUAAACAA